This is a messenger RNA of Sparassis crispa, 588 nucleotides long. Its product is annotated as AP-3 complex subunit sigma. The record is from RefSeq and is a predicted model, not a curated record. Lineage: Eukaryota; Fungi; Basidiomycota; Agaricomycetes; Polyporales; Sparassidaceae. The transcript is spliced from 5 exons. Gene Ontology annotation, biological process: vesicle-mediated transport; intracellular protein transport. Gene Ontology annotation, cellular component: membrane coat; intracellular membrane-bounded organelle. Bases 1 to 588 code for a protein of 195 amino acids.
AUGAUCCAUGCGGUGCUCAUCUUCAACACUUCCGGCGUCCCGCGUCUCACCAAGUUCUACUCCCCCCUUCACAGCUCUGCACAGCCGCUGAUACAGAAGAUAUAUGCGCUCGUAUCGCCCCGCCCUUCAGGUCUCUGCAACUUCCUUGACGCGCCGGAGCUUGAUGGCUUCCUGAAGGGCGAGAAGGACGGUGACAGACUGAGGGUCGUCUACCGGAGCUACGCCACGUUGUACUUCGUGUUCGUGGUCGACAGCGCUGAGAGCGAGUUGGGGAUCUUGGACUUGAUUCAAGUCUUCGUGGAGACGCUCGACCGUUCGUUUGAGAACGUAUGCGAGCUAGAUCUCGUGUUUCACUUUGAUGAGGUCCACCAUAUUCUCGCCGAAGUAAUACAAGGAGGACUUGUCCUAGAGACGAAUGUAGAAGAGAUUGACCGCGCAGUACGUGACGCCGCGAGAGCACGCAAAGAAUCGUUUGCAUCUGCGAACCCCCUGUCGCUUGGAGGCGGGAAUGUUGGCUCGCGCGGUGGUGGCUUACAGACACCUUUGGGUUGGCUGACAGAGAGGCUGACCGGGGUAGGGGCAAGAUAA